Messenger RNA from Cyprinus carpio (common carp), 2494 nucleotides. RefSeq names its product SPRY domain-containing SOCS box protein 3-like. The record is from RefSeq and is a predicted model, not a curated record. Gene Ontology annotation, cellular component: SCF ubiquitin ligase complex. Lineage: Eukaryota; Metazoa; Chordata; Actinopteri; Cypriniformes; Cyprinidae. Gene Ontology annotation, molecular function: protein binding. Gene Ontology annotation, biological process: proteasome-mediated ubiquitin-dependent protein catabolic process.
AAGUAUUGUUUACGUCUAUCGUGAAAGUAGGUCACAGGAAAGUGUGACAGUUAGCUGGUGGACAGGUAGCUUUUACAGAUACAUAUAUUAAGGUGUCAUUCUAAAACCUUCAGGUAUACGAGACUCCAGCGAUCGCAGUGGUGCCCCUGAAAGACAGGUGCGGAGGCUCCUGGUUGGCAUGUCGAGGCGGAGCAGAAACAGCAGGGCAUGGAGGUACGUAUGGAGUGGAAUCCGACGGGAUGCAGAUGCUAGAGCGCUGGUGCUUGCCUCCGAGAAUGACGAGUGGGGUUAUGAUCGCCAGCAGUACAGUGACUCUGAUUCUGAAGCCGAGUAUCCAGCCAUUGUCCCGGCGGUUCCGAGCGCAGUGCCUGUAACCGGAGAGUCAUACUGCAGCUGUGAUUCACAGAUGGAGCUCAGCUGUAACCCACGGCUCCGGGGUUACACACACUUGCGAGACUGCCACUGUGGAGAAGACGACCAAGAUUUUGACUGGGUGUGGGAUGAGGGCAGCCGGUCGUCUGCCACGCUGCUGAGCUGUGAGAACAGGAAAGUGAGCUUCCACUCGGAGUAUAGCUGUGGAACGGCAGCCAUUCGCGGCUCCAAAGAGCUCUCAGAGGGGCAGCACUUCUGGGAGAUUAAAAUGACUUCCCCCGUCUACGGCACAGACAUGAUGGUUGGUAUUGGCACAUCAGAUGUGAAUCUGGACAAAUAUAGACACACAUUCUGCAGCCUGCUGGGUAAAGAUGAAGACAGCUGGGGUCUGUCAUACACUGGUCUGUUACAUCAUAACGGUGAUAAAGUGAGCUUUUCGUCACGUUUUGGACAGGGUUCCAUUAUUGGUGUUCACUUGGACACUUGGCACGGCACCCUCACCUUCUACAAAAACCGCAAGUGCAUCGGUGUCGCAGCUACAGAGAUGAAGAAUAAGCAUGUUUUUCCGAUGGCGUGUUCCACCGCGGCCAAAAGCAGCAUGAAGGUGAUUCGCUCGGUCUCCGCUCCCACCUCUCUACAGUACCUGUGUUGCUCACGACUCCGCAAGCUGCUCCCGUCUGGAGUCGAUGCUCUCCGAGUCCUGCCCCUGCCGCCCGGCCUCAGACACCUUCUUCACUCCAAGCUGGGAUGGGUGCUAAGCCUGGAUCAUAUGCACACGCACUCGAACACACACACCCCGCCAGGACCCUCCUCGGGCAGUGACUCUGAGGGCUGCUCCUCAGACCCCGAGGCCUGUCAGCGGAAACGUUGCCGCUGGACCUGAGUCUCCGUGUACAUGUCCAUUAUGCAUCAUUAUGCACACAUCAGAAAAUGUCUCCACAAAUAUAAAAACCAACAUAUAUAAACACUGGACAUGUGCUGUCAAUCACAGCGGGAGAUAACAGGGCUGGCUGAGUAACUUCAAGGUCAGUCAAGCCUGUUUUACUAGUUGCAUCUUUCAAGCCUCUAAAGGUAGUUUGCUCCAUCAGGUGACAUUUGGAUAUAUAUAACAGUAUUCGUAGUCAGUUUUUAUGAUGUCGUGAACUCCCAGUGGAAUGAAGACCAUCAGUUCUUCAGACAAAAGCAAGAUGUGAACCUCAUGAACUGAUGUGGGGAACAAUAACAUUCCACCAGCUGAAGCGCAGACAAACACUCACACUGUUUGCAUUCACACAAUAAACCCAAACGAUACACCUUGAGUGAACUGUACAUUUCUCCACUACUGCCGUCACUCGGGGGCAGAAAAAGUUACCUGAUCUCUUAUGAAAUAAUGCAUAUUCAUGUCUCAGCACUUCAGAGUCUCAAGGUCUGUUCUCUCUUCAUGUCUGAACAAUCAUUGUAUGUUUUUACUCUAUUCUUGUUUUAUCAAACAACUUGGACUUAGCAACACAACAGUGGCGUCAUGAUGAAUAUCGUCUGCAUAAAUGUGUUUUAAAUACCAUUAUGUUGAAAUGGUGAGGAAAAUGCCUGUGUAUUUUGACAGUUCUUGUCUGUAGGAAUUACUUUGGGCCCUAGUUAUCACUCAAAGUGUGUUUAUGUGUAUCUGAACACAGUAUUUCUGUAGAAAUUCUGUUUCUCUGGAAAUACCUUGCUGCAGUUGUCGAACUGACUGAUGCAAAGUGGAGGCUGAUUCAUGUUCAGUCUGUGCAACAUCUCUACGUGAGGUUCAUACUGAAUUCAUAUAAGGGUUUAUAUGGCAGAUUUUGUAAUUCAUUGUUUAUAAAAGCAAGUCAUGAUUUUGUUAUGCAUAAAGCACUUUUUGCGCUUAUUGUAUGUAUGUAGAAAUAUACACAGGUCCCUAUGCUGUGUUCUACGCAUAUUGUAUGUCCUAAGUGAAUGAGAGCUCGUUCUCUGUCUUCUCUCUUCCUUCUUUCGCUUCUACACCAUACAGUAAGCAUGGCCUUUUAUAUGAGCCAAGACAAAAAAUAUAUGGAAAAUUAUAUAUGCAUUAAAAAGGGGGCUGAAUAUGCUUUUGUUUGUUGUUCUUUAUGAGAUCUUAAUAAUAAAGGUUUCCAAAAAUCAA